Amphibalanus amphitrite is the source of this 3117-nucleotide messenger RNA. RefSeq lists its product as uncharacterized. Lineage: Eukaryota; Metazoa; Arthropoda; Thecostraca; Balanomorpha; Balanidae. Gene Ontology annotation, molecular function: nucleic acid binding; zinc ion binding. Bases 1 to 3117 code for a protein of 1038 amino acids. The record is from RefSeq and is a predicted model, not a curated record. The transcript is spliced from 4 exons.
AUGGAAGAAGAGGGUGUGAAGCCAGACGAGGUCAAGAGAAGUGAACUGAAGGGACAAGGCAAGACAAAGGAAGAUGAGAUUGCUGCAACUGAUGAAGUUCAUCCAGAAGACAGUGCGUCUCAGCAAGGCCGCAUUGGAGACAAACACAUCAGUGAUCACGACAAGUUGUUCUAUCUGCAGCAGUACACCGAAGGACAACCACAUGAGAUUGUGAGAGGCUGCCUGCUUAUGUCACCCGAUGUAGGGUACCGGGAGGCUCGGCGCCUUCUGCAAAAGAGGUAUGGAAAUGAGGAGAACAUCAGCGCCGCGCACAUAGAGAAGUUGUUGGUAUGGCCGAACAUCAAGGCAGAUAACAUUGAAAGUCUGCAGAGCUUUGCAGUCGCAAUGAUGGUCUGUGACAGCGUGAUGAAGAACAUGCCUGUUGGUCUAAGAGAAACGGAUCAUCCACGCACGCUUCGGAAGAUUGUGGAGAAGUUGCCAUUCCACAUCCAUGAUCGUUGGAGAAGAUUGGCUGACGCUGCUAUGGAACAUGAACAACGGCGAGUCACCUUCUCGGACUUGGUCGAGUUUGUGGACAGAGAGGCAAGAAUAGCGGCCAAUCCCUUGUAUGGGCGUCAGAAGAUGGAAGCCUCAAGAUCGAACUCAACCGCAAAGGAGAGCCAGCGCACGAGAACAAAGUAUGGACUGGCCACGUCAGUGCAAGUUCGGAAUCAGUGCAUCUACUGCAAGAAGACGCACGCUUUGGAAGAUUGCGAGACACUGAGACUGAGGAAGCCAGAUGAGCGCAAGAAGUUCAUCCAAGAAAAAGGUCUGUGCUUCGGCUGUCUGAAGUCUGGACACUUGGCAAGAGGAUGUCAGCAGAGGAGCACCUGCAAGAUCUGUGGCAGGCGCCACGUCACGCUGCUGCAUCAAGAUGGCAACUUCAAGGUCCCGAGUCAGACACCACAGCGGUCUCCUGAUGAAGACCAUGCAAGAGACAAAGGAGAAACCAAUGUCAAGAGCUCAGAUCGACCACAGCCACAGUUGGUGAAGACAGGCUGUGUCAAUCAAGGCAACACAGGUUUGGCUGUCGUACCGGUGGUGGUGAGGUCGGGUGGAAGAUCCGUGACGACACAUGCUCUGUUGGACAGUGGAAGUACGGCAUGCUUCUGUCAGGAAUCACUUCUUGAGAAGCUCGGACUUCAGGACAAGAACAGAACACAGUUGUGCCUUACAACCGUGUGUGAGAACCGGAUCAAGAUCGACAGUCAGGUUGUCCAUGGACUGGAAGUAGCUGACCUUGGAGGACGUCAUGUUCUGCAGCUACCGGCGGUCUACAGUCUGGAGAAAGUUCCAGUUGACGACAGUGAUAUCCCCAGACAGGAAGAUGUGAGCAGAUGGCCUUAUCUAAGGGACGUGCGUCUUCCCCGUGUGGACGCCCCAGUGGAGCUGAUGCUCGGAAACAACGUCCCACUCGCAAUGGAGCCGUGGGAAGUCAUCCACAGCCAAGAGGGAGGACCGUUCGCUACAAGAACUCUGCUCGGAUGGGUCAUCAAUGGUCCCGUUCGACACACCGAGAGAAGUACAGUGACGGCGAAUCGUGUCCAGGUCGAAGAGGAAGGGAUACCAGAGUUGAUCGACAAGCUGUACAACGCAGAGUUCAGUGAAAAGCUGUCAGACGACACAAGAUCAGCCUCAGUAGAAGAUGAGAAGUGGCUGCAGAGAGUGGAAGAUAGUAUCGAACUGAGAGAUGGCCACUACGAAGUAGCGCUUCCUUUGAAGACGGCAGAAGUGAGGCUGCCAAGCAACAGAACUAUGGCUCUGCGCAGACUCGCCAGUCUGAAGAAGAAGUUGACUGAGAACACAAAAUUCAAAGAGGACUACGUUACCUUCAUGGAGAACAUGUUGCAAGAGAAUUUCGCUGAGGAGGUGUCAGACGAAAGCUUGAACAGGACAGACGGUCGUGUGUGGUACAUCCCACAUCAUGGUGUGUAUCACCCCCACAAGGCCGACAAGAUCAGAGUCGUUUUUGAUUGUGCGGCCAAGUACGGUGAUGUAUCCCUGAAUGACGUGCUGCUUCAGGGUCCUGAUCUAACCAGUUCCCUGCUCGGCGUUCUUCUGCGCUUCCGGACUGAGCCAUUCGCAUUCAUGGCAGACGUGCGUGCCAUGUUCUAUCAGGUCAGAGUACCGCCGAUGGAUAGAGAUCUGCUGAGAUUUCUUUGGUGGCCGGAGGGCGACGUCAGCGUGAAGCCCAAGGACUACCGAAUGAACGUACAUAUCUUUGGAGCAGCAUCGUCUCCGAGCUGCUCGAACUUCGCUCUACAGCAGACUGCGCGUGACAACCAGGAUGACUUCAGUGCAGAGGCGUUGGCGACGGUUCGAAGAAACUUCUAUGUCGACGACUGCCUUCGUUCUGCACCCACGGUCGAAGAGGCACGGUCGCUGGCGCUAGAAGUGAAGACGCUGUGCAGCCGAGGUGGAUUUGAACUAACAAAGUACGUCAGCAACAAGGAAGAAGCUCUGAACGAGAUUCCGUCGACAGAUCGAGCUGAACGUGUCACAGAGAAGGGACUCGACUUGGUGGAAGGAGCAAGUGUAAAGAAAGCUCUUGGAGUCAAAUGGAACUUGGGAAGAGACACGCUUGGCUUCUGCGUCAAUGUCAGACGGAUGGAACCAGUGACAAGACGACAGAUUCUCUCAGUCAUCAGCUCGGUCUACGAUCCGUUGGGAGUCGCCGGACCGUUCGUUCUGUACACAUCUGCGAAUGCGGACGAUGUGGCGCUCUGGGCCACGGAGAGAGAACUGGACCGCCGAGCGUCGAUCACAGUGGCACAGCUCCGCGUGAGCUGCUCCCCACUCACCGGAGACACCCGAUUCCGACUUGGUCCGGCCGAGUCUGACGAGGAAGUCCGUUGCGACGAACCGGACUCGGCCAAACACCUGUUGGUCGACUACCCCGCCUACCAGGGGCCACGGACCCGCCCGUGGGGCCCUUUGCCGACGCUGAGGGAGAUCCUUUCCACCGAGGCUGGACUCAUCCGGGACUUCCUGGUGGAGAUGGGCCGGGUCACACGAGAUGACAUGCUGAAGAAGAAGAAGAAGAAGCACCGCCCAGAGGAUGUCACGGAUGCUGGGUGA